Molecule: messenger RNA, 4049 nt
Organism: Castor canadensis (American beaver)
Lineage: Eukaryota; Metazoa; Chordata; Mammalia; Rodentia; Castoridae
Source: RefSeq, a predicted model, not a curated record
UGCAACACUUCCUGUUCACUUUGGGCUGGGCAGGUGGGUCAGACUUUGGGUGUGAGGCCAUUUCUUCUGCCAUGUGUUGAGGCAAGGCUGAGGUAGGAAGGAGAGGCACCCAUCUUGCUCUGCGGGCUGUUUACCUUUCAGGCUCUGCAUACUCAUGGCCACCCUAGGCAAGACUUCUGAUUGUGCUGCUUCCCUAGGGUGUUUGUCCCAAGCUAUCUUCUGUACCUCUCCUGCAGGGUCUGUGAGGUGUGAAGAGCUGCCCCAAUUAUCUUGUGCCCCAGGGUCUGGCUCAGAGGGUGACAUAGAGGAAGUGCCAAGGAGGUGGCAGCUGGGACGGGAGCUGGCAUUCUGCCACCCCCCCCAACUCUUCUUGGCCCUGGAGCUGUUCCCCAGAUGAGGUCCACAGUUGGAGGCUGAGCUUUUGGGUGUGUACAGACUUUGGCAUAUGUGUAGUGGGGAUGGCAUGUUCCUGUCUCAUAGUGCUCUUGUGAGUUAGGCAGAGGAGUAGAAAGGGAGGCUACCCCUUCCUGCUCUGCCUGUAGUUUACUGGGUGGGCCUGGGGGCUGUAGGAGGGGCUGUCCUGUGUCCUCUUGGCCCCAAGGAAUGGGUAAAGGGCAGCUGGAAAGUGCAGGGAAUGAGCAGGCCCUCCAGUAGGUGAGAGGGUGACAAAGAUAACUGGCCAGGUGGCCAGCUCCCAUUUCCUCUGCCAACCAUCCUUUGUGGCCUGCCUUUGAGCUCACUUGCUGCUGACUGACCGUACUGGUAACCCUGGACCUUGGCCAGCAUUGGCAGAUGGGGGCUUCCUUCCCUGGGCCAGGGCCUCCCCUCUUCCUAUGAGGGGAGAGGCAGCAUGGUGGAGCCAGCAUAGUGGGAAUGCUGCCUGAGAUGGGGCAGGUUGGAAGGCUAAUGGAGUGAUCCGAGAUGUGGGCGUGGGCAGUUGAGGAAGGCCUUGGAAGCCCAACAGAAGAAACCUGAAAAAACUCUUAUGACGUCUGCUGUGCCAUCGUCUGCAAGAUUCUUUGUUCAGCUCAGACAGUGGCUUCAGCAACUACCGUGGCAUCCUGAAUUGGUGUGUGGUGAUGCUGGUCCUGAGCAACGCACGGUUAUUUUUGGAGAACCUCAUCAAGUAUGGCAUCCUGGUGGACCCCAUCCAGGUGGUAUCUCUGUUCCUGAAGGACCCGUACAGCUGGCCUGCCCCAUGCCUGGUUAUUGUGGCCAACAUCUUUGUUGUGGCUGCGUUCCAGAUUGAGAAGCGCCUGGCGGUGGGUGCCCUGACAGAGCAGGUGGGGCUGCUGCUGUACAUGGCCAUCCUGGCCACCCUCCUCUGCUUCCCGGCAGCUGUGGCCUUACUGGUCGAGUCCAUCACUCCAGUGGGCUCCUUGAUGGCUUUGGGAUCGUACUCCAUCCUCUUCCUCAAGCUCUUCUCUUACCGGGAUGUCAACCUGUGGUGCCGCCAACGCAGGGCCAAGGCGAAGGCUGCCCCCAUAGGGAAGAAGAGCAGUGGAGCUGCUGCCCAGCGUACCGUGAGCUACCCAGACAACCUGACCUACCGAGAUCUCUACUACUUCAUUUUUGCUCCGACUUUGUGUUACGAACUCAACUUUCCCCGCUCCCCUCGAAUCCGAAAGCGCUUUCUGCUGCGGCGAGUCCUUGAGCUGUUGUUCUUCACCCAACUCCAGGUGGGGCUGAUCCAGCAGUGGAUGGUCCCCACUAUCCAGAACUCCAUGAAGCCCUUCAAGGAUAUGGACUACUCACGCAUCGCUGAACGCCUCCUGAAGUUGGCGGUCCCCAACCACCUGAUUUGGCUCAUCUUCUUCUACUGGCUCUUCCAUUCCUGCCUGAACGCCGUGGCAGAGCUCAUGCAGUUUGGAGACCGGGAGUUCUACCGGGACUGGUGGAACGCUGAGUCUGUCACUUACUUCUGGCAGAACUGGAACAUCCCUGUGCACAAGUGGUGUAUCAGACACUUCUACAAGCCUAUGAUCCGACGGGGCAGCAGCAGGUGGAUGGCCAGGACAGGGGUGUUCCUAGCUUCAGCCUUCUUCCAUGAGUACCUGGUGAGUGUCCCCCUUCGGAUGUUCCGCCUCUGGGCAUUCACAGCUAUGAUGGCUCAGAUCCCCCUGGCCUGGAUCGUAGGUCGCUUCUUCCAGGGCAACUAUGGCAAUGCGGCUGUCUGGCUGACACUCAUCAUCGGGCAGCCGGUGGCUGUGCUCAUGUACGUCCACGACUACUAUGUACUCAACUACGAGGCUCCAACAGCAGGGACCUGAGCUGCUCCCUAGGGCCUAGUCUCUUUCACUGUCCAUGGCCAGAGCCAGCUCUCCCUCACCUGGGCCUGGAGUGCUGGAGGAGGCCCUGGCUGACUGCACCCUCCUCCUGCCCUGGGAGGCCUGUCUGCCCCUAUGGGGCUCCCUCCUGAUCCUCUUAGGGAUGGUGACACCGGAGCCCACCUGGCAGGAGCCAGUGUUGGGAGUCUGUGCUGACUGGGGCUGAGGGUGUCAAUAAAGUGCUGUCCAGACUGACCUUCCUCAGCCUGGUGGGGGUGUGAGGGCUGGUGGCAGCUGCUCCAGAGGCUAAAGGCCUUGGAUCUCAGGCUUCUGGCCAAGGCUGUGGGGCUGGGGGUAGAAGUGGAUCUGGGUGCCCACGAUCGCAGGUGUGUGGACAAGGUUGCUCAGCUGCAGAGUAGAGCACAGUCAAUAGGGGGCGGCAGCAGCCCACCAUGGAGGUGGCUGCUUAGGAAAGACCAGCUGAAUUCCAACUUCCUAUCCCAGCUCUGUGUAUUUCAUGUGGGCCAGGUCAGCACUCUUUGGAUCCCAGUAGAGGAUAAAAGUCUGGCCAAUCUGGGCCUGGCAAGAGGGUGUCUGUCUAGGGCUUCCUGAGCGUGGACCUCACCUGAGGGCAGGCUGGAGGCCAAUGCCCAGGGCCCUUCUGACAGCUCAGGCCUGAGGAACCCGUGGAGAUUACAUGCGGUGUCCACAGGGAGCUCACCUGGGGUAGGCUCAGCAGGGUCUAGAUCUGCCUGCUUAUCCUCACUGCCUCCACUGGGAACCUGGGUUCACAUCCCCAGAGGUAGGGCCACUAAAGGGUACACACUGUCCAUGAGAGUACCCCACCCUUGUGCAUCAGCUGUCUGGGCCUAGGCUGCCCCUUAACUUGGCCCUAAGGGCCUCUGAACACUUGAUUCACCUGGGCUCCCUGGGACAGUGCUGAUCAGCAAGGUAGGCCAGUGACUAGGCAGCCUGCACAGGAGCCAGGUCUGUGUCGUGUCCCCUCUUCCUCACAUGUGCUUCUCAUGGCAAUAGGUGGCAGCUCUGUAAUCUUCAGAGGGGUGUCUUGUCCCUAGGCCCUCUUACCUGCCAGGUUUUGCAGAGGCCACCUUGAUGGCAGCUCAGGGACUCUCCCUACCUUAUUUUGGUGCUCAACUGCCAACCUGUUUGAACACAGCCCUAACCUACAGCUGUGGCCCAGCAAGGCAGGCAUCUGAGGUGUUGGGAACUUUGCAGGGUGGGUAGUGGCCCCAUAGCUGUGCUGCCUCACUAGCAGACUACCUGGCCAGUGUAUGGCCCUCACCUCUUCUGGCCAUGGCAGCAUCGGGAGAGGGCAGGCCUGUGUUGCCUGAUGCUCCACCUGGUGUAUACAGUAGCUCCCUGACCUCUGUACCAUGGUGGCCAUGACCCUGGCUUGCUGAGAGCAGUGAGGAGGGAGUGAACUCACUGGAAACAAGGUGUCCAGGAAUUGUCUGGCCUGACUCUCCAACACUGUGUGGGUGCCUGUGCCUGUGCCUCCUUCCACCCCUCAGCCAGCAAAGUGUGACCCAGGAGAUGGGGCCCACCCUGGGCCACCUUCCCUUUCUUCUGUCAGACCCCAUGGAAACGUCUGCAACAGCGUAAGCAGGCCCAGAACCAGUUCAGUAUCUCAGGGAUACGGGCUGGCUCUACUGAGUGAUGUCCACCAUGUCUACCUGUGCCCCCAUCCCUGAAUGGACAUCUUGGGAGGGGGUCCUGCUGAUAAGCAGGGGCACUCCAGGGUUGGGUACUCUUUCCUAGCCC